AUGGCCGGUCUUGCAACUCACAUCGAUCCUGACGAGCUCGUCAAGAAGCUCCACGACCACCCCGUCCACAGCCACCACGCCCCCCGACGCAGUCACAUCAACCAAGUAACCCCCUACUCAUCCCGCUACGCCGCCAAAACCGAACUCCCCAAAUUCAAGAUCCCGCAAGCCAGCGCCCCCGCCGACGCCGUCCACCAGCUCAUCAAAGACGAACUCGACCUCGACGGCCGGCCCAACCUCAACCUCGCCAGCUUCGUCGGCACGUACAUGGAGCCGCAAGCCGAGCAGCUCAUGAUCGAGAACCUCUCCAAAAACAUGAGCGACGCGGACGAGUACCCGGCCAUGAUGGACAUGCACGCCCGCUGCAUCAGCAUGCUCGCCCACAUGUGGCACGUCCAACCGGGCGAAACCGCCAUCGGCACCGCAACAACCGGGUCCAGCGAGGCAAUCCACCUCGCCGGCCUCGCCAUGAAACGCCGCUGGCACGAAGCCCGCACGCGCGCCGGCAAGGACACCCUCAAGCCCAACAUCCUCAUGGGCGCCAACGCCCAGGUCGCCCUCGAGAAAUUCGCCCGCUACUUCGACGUCGAGCCGCGCAUCCUGCCCGUCUCCCGCGCCUCCCGCUACCGCCUCGACCCGGCCCUCGUACAGGCAAACAUCGACGAGAACACAAUCGGCAUCUUCGUCAUCCUCGGCUCCACCUACACGGGCCACUACGAGCCCGUCGCCGAAAUCGCCGCCCUGCUCGACGCCCACGAGCAGGAAACAGGCCAGUCCAUCGACAUCCACGUCGACGCCGCGUCCGGAGGCUUCAUCGCGCCCUUUACCCACGCUGGCGCCGGGCCCGACACGCCCUGGGACUUUGCCCUCCCGCGCGUCAAAUCGAUCAACGUGUCCGGGCACAAAUUCGGCCUCGUCUACGCGGGCGUCGGCUGGAUCGUCUGGCGCGACGAGCACCUGCUGCCCCGGCACCUCGUCUUCGAACUGCACUAUCUCGGCGGCACGGAGCAGUCGUACACGCUCAACUUCUCGCGGCCCGGCGCCCAGGUCAUUGCGCAGUACUUCAACCUCGUGCAUCUUGGCGUCGAGGGGUACCGGAAUGUGAUGGAGAAUGCGCUGGCGAAUGCGCGGCUGCUGUCGCGUGCGCUCGAGGCGACGGGCUGGUAUGAGUGUGUGUCGGAUGUGCAUCGGCGGGUCGGCUCGUUUCACUUGUCCCCUUCCCCUUCCUCGCCCGACCCGGAAUCCGACUCGCCCUCCGACUCUUCCGACUCUUCCGACUCCUCAGCAGCAUACAACCCGGGCCUCCCGGUGGUGGCAUUCACGCUCUCCCGCGCCCUCAAAGCCUCGCACCCGCACAUGACGCAAGACAGCAUCAGCACGCUGCUGCGCGCAAAGCAGUACAUCAUCCCCAACUACGCGCUUCCGCCGCACGAGGACGGGACCGAGAUCCUGCGUGUCGUGGUGCGCGAAUCCAUGUCGUUGGACCUGUUGCAUCGCCUGAUUGCCGAUAUCUGUGAGGUUACGGAUCGGGUGAUGCGGAUGGCGCCGGGGGAUUUGGCGGUGUUUGACAAGGUUGGGGGCGGAAGUGGUGGGGGUGGUGGUGGGAGGGGGCCGAGUGUGGAGAAGAGGUUUGGGAAUGCGGGGUUGGGGCAUGAGGAGAGGGAUAAGGCGCGGCGGCCGAUGGGGGAGGGAGUGCAUAGGAGUGUUUGUUGA
This is a messenger RNA of Pseudovirgaria hyperparasitica, 1713 nucleotides long. Its product is annotated as glutamate decarboxylase. Gene Ontology annotation, molecular function: glutamate decarboxylase activity; pyridoxal phosphate binding. Gene Ontology annotation, biological process: L-glutamate catabolic process. The record is from RefSeq and is a predicted model, not a curated record. Gene Ontology annotation, cellular component: cytosol. NCBI's taxonomy places the organism in Eukaryota, Fungi, Ascomycota, Dothideomycetes, Acrospermales, Acrospermaceae. Bases 1 to 1713 code for a protein of 570 amino acids. The transcript has 2 exons.